Messenger RNA from Melopsittacus undulatus (budgerigar), 1737 nucleotides. It is a transcript of the gene THEMIS2, whose product is annotated as thymocyte selection associated family member 2. The record is from RefSeq and is a predicted model, not a curated record. Gene Ontology annotation, biological process: T cell receptor signaling pathway. Gene Ontology annotation, cellular component: cytoplasm; nucleus. NCBI's taxonomy places the organism in Eukaryota, Metazoa, Chordata, Aves, Psittaciformes, Psittaculidae.
CAUCUCUGCAGAGAGCCCUGGAGCACCCAGCAACAUGGCCAUGGAGCCCCUGUCCUUCCAGGAAUACAUCUGCUCCCUGGACCCCGCCACCCUGCCCCGCAUCCUCAGGGUUUGCUCCGGUGUCUACUUCCAAGGGUCCGUGUAUGAGAUCUCAGGCAACGAAUGCUGCUUGUCCACCGGGGACCUGCUCAAAGUCACAGCCGUGGAGCUGCACAAGGUCAUCUGCGAGGACACGGACACGGGGCAGACGAUGGAGCUGCCCCCGACGUUCAAGGGCAUCUUCCAGCCGGUACCACGGGGACCCCUCCCGGGGGGCGGCAGGGACCAGGGGCUGACGCUGCAGCAGGCACUGGGCACUGGGAGGACACAGCCGGUGCUGUGCAGAGCACUGGGACCCCACAUGCUGCUCCUGCGCCUGGUCUAUGAGGUGCAUGCUGCUAUGGACUUGCGCAGGGAUGUGGUGCAGAUCCCGUCCACACUGGAGGUGGAUGUGGAGGACAUCACAGAGGAGGAGCAGCACAUUCAGUUCUCCCAACCGCUGCUGCUGAGCGAGGUGCUGACCAUGGAGCACAUGCUGCCGGCGCAGGCCGAGGUCCUGGAGGGCCCAUCCGGCCCUGCCAUGUUCCACAGCUCAUGGGUGCCAUGGCUGCGCCAGGGGCAGCGGCUGCAGCUCCAUGGCCGCUCUGACACAUGGCGAGUCCUGGCCUCGGCCCCGGGCAGCAGCCGCCAUUUCCUGCUCACCAGCACCUACCGGGGCCGGUUCCGGAUGCGGCCGCGCCAGUUCCUGGGGGUGCAGGAGCUGGUGGCUGCCCUGAGCCCAGGCCGGGCCCUGUGUGUGCUGGUGACACAGGACUGUGAGGGACGAGGCCUCCAUGUGCCCCCGCUCGGUGUCGGUGACCGCCUGGAGGCCUUGGGGCUGCAGGGGCAGGGGCCUGGCACCCGCCUGCGCUGCCACCGCCAUGGUGAGGAGGAGGAGGGUGAGGAGCUGCUGCUGCCGCUGGAUGGGGGCAGCUUCAUGGAGGUGCUCAGCAGCAGCAGGUACAGGCUGGGGGAGCUGCUGGAGCUGCAGGCACUGCCCUGCCAUGUGCAUGUGGUGGCUCCGGACCCGGCGCUGGCACAGGACCCGCUGGGCACCCUGCCCACCCUGCGGCUCCAGGCACUCCUGCCCCUGCCCUGCCUGCUGAGCAGCUUCUGCCAGGAGCCCGAGCAGGGCUUCGAGCUGCCACUGCCAUGGAUGGACUGCUCUGUGCUGCUGCACCCCGGGCCUGUGAGCCCCACACCCCCCUGUGCCCCACUGCAGGAGAUCACUGAGGACUUCUACUACCGCCUGCUGGCACAGCUGCCCCCCAGUGCGGCCCCACCGCCCCCCCGGCCCCCCAAGCCAGCGCAGGCAGGGACGGGCCCAAGGGGGAAGCCUCCAUUGGCACCCAGGUCCCCCCACCCUGCACUGAUGGGCACCUGCCCAGCUCCUCCAGUGCUGCCUCAGGGGAGCACCUCCAGCCUGUGUGGACAGCAGGGAUGCCCUAGGGAUGCAGACCCGGAGACUGACAGCUCUGACCAUGAGUAUGAAACCAUUGACGACACCAUCCAAAAGACAGUGCAUAAAAUGCAGGCAAUUUUCCCCUUCUAGUCCUCCCCUCUGUGAAAGCCACUGAGCCAUCAGAGCAGAAUGGUGCUGGGUGGCCACUGAGAUGCCAGCACAGGCCCUGGGCCAUGGACCUUGCUCUGCUCUGCUGA